GUGCUGAUGCUUCGAUCAAUACGUGACGUUAAUCUGCCUAAGUUUUUAUCCCAUGACAUUCCGCUUUUUGAUAGCAUCAUUUCUGACCUUUUCCCUGGGGUUAUUGUGCCAACUCCUGACCAUGGCAGUCUGGAAGUGUCCAUCAGGGAAAUCACCAGGAAAAUGAAUCUGCAGCCAGUCCCUUGCUUCAUCAAGAAGAUAAUACAAAUAUAUGAAAUGAUGCUGGUGCGACAUGGAUUUAUGUUUGAUUGGAAGUCCACUUGGGGGAAAAACAGCUGCACUUAAGGUCCUUGCAGGAGCUCUGAAAGACCUGGAAACAAAAGGACUAAUGGAUGAACAUGGAGUGGACUAUAUAUUUAUUAAUCCAAAAGCUAUCACAAUAGGACAGUUAUAUGGCAGCUUUGAUCCUGUUUCUCAUGAGUGGAUUGAUGGAGUUUUAUCAAAUGUUUUUCGGAAUCAUGCUACUUGUACCACAAAAAGCCGCAAGUGGUGUAUAUUUGAUGGACCAGUAGAUGCUGUGUGGGUGGAAAAUAUGAACACAGUCUUAGAUGAUAACAAGAAGCUGUGCCUAAUGAGUGGAGAAAUCAUUCAAAUGAAUCCCCAGCAGAACAUGAUUUUUGAGGUACUCGAUCUUGAGCAGGCAUCACCAGCCACAGUGAGCAGGUAGGUCAAAUCA
This is a messenger RNA of Staurois parvus, 676 nucleotides long. The record is from the annotation of a GenBank genome assembly. NCBI's taxonomy places the organism in Eukaryota, Metazoa, Chordata, Amphibia, Anura, Ranidae.